GUGUUCAAAUAUUAUUUUUUUAAAUUUAUCUUUUUCAUACAUAUACAUUUUAGACUAAUUAUAUUUUCAUUCUUUAUGUUGAACCUAUCUGGCAGGCUGAUGCGUAAUAACUGUAUUAUCUGUCUAAUUUGAAAAUUGUCUUUUUAUAGGCUGUUUUUAGACACUCACUAUUAUGUUGCGUUCAUAUGAACGGAUUUAAUUUGGUUUUCGAUUAUUUUAAGUUAUAGGUAAUUUACACUGGUUUCAUUCAGUUCUGAAAGUUAUAAUUUGAUAACAAUAUUUAAGCAUUGGAGCGAAUUUUUAAAGAUUUUUGUAAAAAUAUACCUUAAUAGCGUGUAUUUAUACAGGUUAAUCGCAUAUCGUGUUUCGUAUGAAGAUGUCUUUCGCAAACCUGGACCCCGGCCCAGGUGUGGCAGCGCUGCAGGCAUGGGGUGGACAGGCAGCAGCGUACGGGGCGUCAAACCAAACUGUUGUCGAUAAAGUACCCCCUGAUAUGUUACACAUGGUGGACCCACAUUGGUAUCAAUUUCCGCCUAUGAAUCCACUGUGGCACGGACUAUUGGGUUUCACUAUCGGCGUACUUGGCUUCAUAUCUAUCACUGGCAACGGAAUGGUCAUAUACAUAUUUUCUUCUACUAAGAGUCUUAAGACACCCUCAAAUUUGUUAGUUGUGAACUUGGCAUUCUCGGAUUUCUUAAUGAUGUGCGCAAUGUCCCCGGCAAUGGUUGUGAAUUGUUACCACGAAACUUGGGUAUUUGGCGCAUUCGCGUGUGAACUGUACGGAUGUGCUGGCUCGCUAUUCGGAUGCGCGUCCAUAUGGACAAUGACAAUGAUCGCCUUUGACCGGUACAAUGUAAUCGUAAAGGGUAUCGCCGCCAAACCCAUGACGAACAAUGGCGCCCUGCUUCGUAUCCUCGGUAUUUGGGCAUUUGCUCUUGCUUGGACUCUAGCGCCGUUCUUCGGUUGGAACAGGUAUGUACCAGAAGGGAAUAUGACUGCUUGCGGAACAGACUACUUGUCCAAGGAGUGGCUCAGCCGCAGCUACAUCUUGAUCUACUCCGUGUUCGUGUACUUCAUGCCACUUUUGCUCAUCAUCUACUCUUACUUUUUUAUUGUUCAGGCUGUGGCAGCUCACGAAAAAGCCAUGCGAGAACAGGCCAAGAAAAUGAACGUUGCUUCUCUUCGAUCUUCAGAAGCGGCUAACACAAGCGCUGAAUGCAAAUUGGCUAAAGUAGCGUUGAUGACUAUUUCGCUGUGGUUUAUGGCGUGGACUCCUUACUUGGUGAUUAACUAUACUGGUGUAUUUGAAAGUGCACCCAUAAGUCCUUUGGCUACAAUCUGGGGCUCACUCUUUGCUAAAGCUAACGCCGUAUAUAACCCAAUUGUAUAUGGUAUCAGUCAUCCCAAAUACCGUGCUGCGCUCUACCAGAAGUUCCCGUCACUGUCAUGCGAGGCAUCCCCUGAUGACAGCGGCUCAGUCGCAUCUGCAACCACUGCAGUCUCCGAAGAAAAGCCCACAGCGUGAAUAUUCCAAACGA
Achroia grisella is the source of this 1538-nucleotide messenger RNA. RefSeq names its product opsin-1. Lineage: Eukaryota; Metazoa; Arthropoda; Insecta; Lepidoptera; Pyralidae. The transcript has 8 exons. Gene Ontology annotation, biological process: G protein-coupled receptor signaling pathway; visual perception; phototransduction. Gene Ontology annotation, molecular function: G protein-coupled receptor activity. Bases 371 to 1525 code for a protein of 384 amino acids. Gene Ontology annotation, cellular component: membrane. The record is from RefSeq and is a predicted model, not a curated record.